UAACAAGCCCAAUGAACUAACUAUAAACUGCCCACGGCAAGUCAUUUACCAUGUGUGUAGGGCAAGAGAAAAGUCUGUCCUUUGCUUCCUUGCUCACUUGUUCUUCCCCUUCAAAAUACUUUGCCUCUGGAUCAUCAUUCAGAUGGUCCAUCUACCUGUGAUCUUCCUUCUAGUUUUCUCCCAGAUCUGUCUUACCCUCAAACUUGUACCUUUCUGUGCCGGUGAAGACCAUUUUGCCUACUCCGGCUUCACUGGUGCCGGAAACACCAGCCUCACCCUUGAUGGAGCUGCCAUAGUUACCCCCAAAGGACUCCUCGAGCUGACGAACAACGUGGCAAAUACCAAAGGCCAUGCGUUUUACCCAACUCCGUUUCAGUUCAAGAAGUCACUCAAUGGCACAGUACAGUCCUUUUCAGUUACCUUUGUGUUCAGCAUCGCCUCUGCCUACUCAGAAGCAAGCACCGAUGGCAUGGCCUUCUUCAUCAGCCCAGAUCAGAAUUUCUCAGAUGCCAUGUCAGCUCAGUACAUGGGCCUCCUCAACAGCAAGAGUGACAACGACACCAGAAAUCACAUGUUUGCAGUGGAGCUCGACACUGCUCAAAACUUGGAACUACAAGAUAUCAAUGGCAACCACAUCGGCAUUGACAUCAACAGCCUCAACUCCAUUCAGUCCCAUCAUGCUGGCUUCUAUGACGAUGAAGACGGUGGCAGCUUCAAAAACCUGACUCUGUGCGGCUGCAAGCUUAUGCAGGUUUGGGUGGAGUAUGACGGAGAGACUACACAGAUCAAUGUCACUUUAGCUCCCACCGUAAUGGCUAAACCUGCAAGGCCACUACUCUCAGUCACUCACAACCUUUCAGCUGUGCUAACUGAUCAAGCAUAUAUUGGUUUCUCAGCCGCAACUGGCCCACUCAGUUCAUGGUUCUAUGUUCUUGGUUGGAGCUUCGCCCUUAACACUUCUGCUCCAUCCAUUGACAUUGACAAGUUGCCUGAGCUCCCUUGUUCUAGCCGUAAGACUUCGCCAAAGGUGUUAAAUAUUGUAUGGCCAAUAGCCACCGCAUCACUAUUUAUUGCUACAUGCACGGCAGUAAUUCUUCUCAUCCGGAGGAAGCUCUCUUUUGCUGAGUUGAGAGAAGAUUGGGAGGUUGAGUUUGGGCCUCACCGGUUCUCCUACAAGGAUCUAUUCAAAGCUACAGAAGGAUUCAAGAAUAAGCACAUACUUGGCACAGGAGGGUUUGGGAAGGUGUACAAAGGAGUGCUGCCAACCUCCAAAUGGGAGGUCGCCGUGAAAAGGGUGUCCCACGAUUCAAGCCAAGGUAUAAAAGAGUUCAUCUCUGAAGUUGUUAGUAUUGGCCAUUUACGGCACCGCAACCUCGCUCAGUUACUCGGUUAUUGCCGACGUAAGGGAGAGCUCCUCCUGGUCUAUGACUACAUGUCAAAUGGUAGUCUUGAUAAGUAUCUAUACAGCGAGGAAGGGAAACCCAUUUUACAUUGGGCUCAGAGGUUUCACAUUAUCAAAGAUGUGGCUUCUGGCCUAUUACACCUCCAUGAGAAGUGCGAGCGGGUUGUCAUCCACCGAGACAUCAAAGCAAGUAAUGUCCUCCUUGAUAAUGAAAUGAACGGACGCCUAGGUGACUUUGGCCUUGCAAGAUUACAUGACCAUGGUACCGACCCACUAAUCACCACAAAACUUGUUGGGACCUUGGGGUAUCUAGCUCCGGAGCUAGCAUUCACAGGAAGAGUAUCCCCUCUCACAGAUGUAUAUGCCUUUGGCGUGUUCCUUCUUGAGGUCACCUGUGGGCGAAGGCCAAUCAGCAACAGCUCACAACAUAGACCAAGGUUGUUAGUCGAUGUGGUUCUCGAGCACUGGCAUAGAGGAUCACUCAAGGAAACGGUGGAUCUAAGGAUGAAGAGUGACUAUAAUGCCGAUGAGGCAUGCCUAGUUCUGAUGCUUGGGCUGAUGUGCUCACAACCGAUCCCCAACACAAGGCCUACCAUGCGGCAGGUCAUGCAAUACCUUGAUGGUGAUAUUCCACUGCCAGAGUUGACACCAACCAACUUCAGCUACAGCUCGGUAGCAUUUAUGCAGAAAGAAGAGUUCGAUACCCCCAAAAGGAUUGUGUUCUUCAGCCUGCUCAUGGGCCUUAGCCUUGCUGUGUGCAUUACUGGUAGUGGGGAUGACCAAUUCGUCUACUCUGGCUUCAAUGGCAGCAACCUUACUCUUGAUGGUGCUGCUAACAUCACACCAAGCGGCCUUCUUGAGCUGACAAAUGGUACAGUCCGGCAGAAAGGCCACGCAUUCCAUCCCACUCCCCUUCGCUUCCACAGAACGCCCAAUGGCACGGUGCAGUCUUUCUCUUUAUCGUUUGUGUUUGCCAUCCUCUCCGCCUACCCUGACUUGAGUGGCCACGGCCUUGCAUUUUUCAUUGCACCAAACAAUAAUUUCUCAGGUGCAUACCCAACCCAGUACUUGGGACUCUUCAACGACCAGAAUAAUGGCGCCACAAGCAACCACAUCUUUGCAAUUGAGCUCGACACUGUCAAAAACUAUGAUUUACAAGACAUCAAUGGCAAUCAUAUUGGCAUCAACAUCAACAAUCUCCACUCCUUAGAAUCCCAUGAUGCUGGCUAUUAUGAUGACAAAAGUGCUAUCUUUCAGAGAUUGGUACUCAUUAGCCACAAGGUGAUGCAAGUGUGGGUGGACUAUGAUGCAGAGGCCACACAAAUCAAUGUAACCAUGGCUCCCUUCAGAGUGGCAAAGUCUGUGAGGCCACUGAUCUCUACCACUUAUAAUCUGUCGAUGGUGCUCACCAGCCCUGCAUAUGUUGGCUUCUCAUCCUCUACAGGCACAGUCACUGCACAACACUAUGUGCUUGGCUGGAGUUUUGGCAUGAAUACUCUCCCUCCACCCAUUGACACUACCAAACUGCCUAAGCUGCCUCGUCUUGGUCAAAAGGCUCAGUCCAAGGCAUUGCAGAUAAUUUUACCGGUAGCAAUUGUGGUCCUCCUCUUUGUAGUCGGAACUACCAUUUUUCUACUUGUGCGGAAGAAUCUAAGGUAUGCUGAACUCCAUGAAGAUUGGGAGGCUGAGUAUGGGCCACACCGAUUCUCAUACAAGGAUCUGUUUGAUGCCACAGAAGGUUUUAAAGAUAAAAAUCUACUUGGCAGUGGAGGGUUUGGAAGUGUUUUCAAAGGGGUGCUCCCAGUAUCCAGAUUUGAUAUUGCUGUCAAGAAGGUGGCACACAACUCAAAUCAAGGAAUUAAGGAAUUCAUCGCAGAGAUUAUUAGCAUAGGUCACCUUCAACACCGCAAUCUCGUGCAUUUACUGGGGUAUUGCCGCCGAAAAGGUGAACUUCUAUUAGUAUAUGAUUAUAUGCCAAAUGGAAGCCUGGAUAAAUACCUAUAUGGUAAAGAGGGAAAGGCUACUUUGGAUUGGGGUCAGAGGUUUAAAAUUAUCAAAGGAGUAGCACACGGUUUACUCUAUCUUCAUGAGGAAUGUGAGAAAGUUAUCAUACAUCGAGACAUUAAGGCAAGCAAUGUGCUUCUCGACAAUGAGAUCAAUGGGCGAAUAGGUGACUUUGGUCUCGCAAGGUUGUACGACCAUGGAAGUGAUCCAGAGGCCACACAGGUUGUUGGCACCAUAGGGUAUCUAGCUCCAGAGCUUGCACGCACCGGCAAAGCAACCCCUCUUACCGAUGUAUACGCCUUUGGCAUGUUCAUUCUUGAGGUAACCUGUGGGACAAAGCCUAUCAACAAAGACACAGAUAUGCACCUCAUGUUAGUGGACUGGGUGAUUGAACAUUGGCAUAAAGGGUCUCUCACUGAUACAGUGGAUAUCAAGCUUCAAGGCGAAUAUGAUAUUGAUGAAGCACGCUUAGCACUAAAUCUGGGAUUAUUAUGCUCUCACCCAUUUACAAAUGUAAGGCCAACUAUGAGGCAAGUCAUGAAGUACCUCAACAAGGACAUGCCAUUACCGGAGUUAAUGCCAACACAUUUAAGCUUAUGUAUGUUGGCCUUGAUGCAGAACGAAAGGUUCAACCCUUGCAUCGCAUCACACCAUUCAUCAGCAACAAGCUUUGGAACGAUAUCUAGCCUCUCAAGCGGGAGAUGAGUAGAUGGGACACAUUUACUUCAAUAUUUGUAUUUAUAUAUGUCCCUGCUCAUAUAUUGCAACUGGAGGGCAGACAAUAGUUGUUUUUAUUUUGAAAUUAUACAGGUCAUGUAUACAAAUGAUGUACAAAAACAACCGAAUCAAAGAGGAGCACAAAAAUAAAUGGAAAUGGCAAUCCACUGAAACUGUUCUAUAGGACUUAUCUUUUUUGUUUUGUUAUAGAGGCUUAUAGAGGGGUCAGCACUACAGCCGCAGGCCCAAGCCUGCAGCCACGUCCAUAACCAUAGGAACAGCUGCGCCCCAAGGCGCUCUUUCCUCCUUGGCAACCAAGAAAGUCCAAAUUUGUCCCCACGAAAACAUCUCUCUAUUAGGAGGUUGUUUUGUCUCUAAAACUGUUAGAAUUUGGUUUUCUUGGGGACUUUAGGUAGGAUUUUGUCAAGCCCAGGGUGAUAUUCAGGUUAGAACAAGUCUAGAGCUAGGGUGCUAAUUCCUUAAAUAAAAGGUUUAAAACUAGAAAUUAGAUCAUGAUUUUGUUGUUCUAAAUAUAUCUUGCUCCAUUCCAAUCCUUUUGUAUGGUUGAAGACAU
This is a messenger RNA of Lolium rigidum, 4697 nucleotides long. Its product is annotated as L-type lectin-domain containing receptor kinase SIT2-like. The record is from RefSeq and is a predicted model, not a curated record. Lineage: Eukaryota; Viridiplantae; Streptophyta; Magnoliopsida; Poales; Poaceae. Gene Ontology annotation, cellular component: plasma membrane. Gene Ontology annotation, biological process: protein phosphorylation. Gene Ontology annotation, molecular function: carbohydrate binding; ATP binding; protein kinase activity. Bases 143 to 4111 code for a protein of 1322 amino acids. The transcript is spliced from 2 exons.